AUGUGGCGGCGGCGCGGCAUCAACAAUAAACUGCAGCAGCCAGAGGCAGCGGCGGGUGUUCUGGAAUAUGCCAUGAAGCAUUUUGGUGAAUUGGAAAUCCAAGCCACCUGGUACGAGAAGCUUCACGACUGGGAAGAUGCGCUGGUGGCAUAUGAUAAGAAGAUCGACGUGAACAAAGAGGAUCCCGAGCUCAUUCUGGGCAGAAUGCGCUGCUUAGAGGCCCUGGGAGAGUGGGGUCAGUUACACCAGCAGUGCUGCGAGGAGUGGACGCUGGUCAGUGAGGAAACCCAGGCCAAGAUGGCCCGUAUGGCUGCUGCCGCCGCCUGGGGUUUGGGACACUGGGACAGCAUGGAGGAGUACACGUGUAUGAUCCCAAGAGACACACAUGACGGUGCUUUUUACAGAGCGGUGCUAGCUUUACAUCAGGACCUCUUCUCAUUGGCUCAGCAGUGUAUUGAUAAAGCGAGAGACCUUCUGGAUGCUGAGCUGACAGCUAUGGCUGGAGAGAGCUACAGUCGUGCUUAUGGGGCGAUGGUAUCUUGUCAGAUGCUGUCAGAGCUGGAGGAAGUCAUACAAUAUAAGCUAGUGCCAGAGAGGAGAGACAUCAUCAUGGAAACAUGGUGGGAGAGGCUUCAGGGCUGCCAGCGUAUUGUAGAAGACUGGCAAAGGAUCCUGAUGGUUCGGUCACUGGUUAUCAGCCCCCACGAGGACAUGAGGACCUGGUUAAAAUAUGCCAGCCUUUGUGGAAAGAGUGGACGCCUGGCACUUGCCCACAAAACCCUGGUGCUCCUUCUGGGCGUUGACCCCUCCAAGCAGCUGGAUCACCCGCUGCCUACCACCCACCCACAUGUCACAUACGCCUAUAUGAAGUAUAUGUGGAAGAGCGCCCGCAAGAUCGAUGCCUUCCAGCACAUGCAGCAUUUCGUUCAGGGCGUACAGCAGCAGGCUCAACACGCCAUCGCUGCCGAGGACCACCAGAGCAAGCAGGAGCUCCACAAGCUCAUGGCCAGGUGUUUCUUGAAGCUCGGGGAGUGGCAGCUCAGUCUGCAGGGCAUCAACGAGAGCACCAUCCCUAAGGUUCUGCAGUAUUACAGCAACUCCACCGAGCACGACCGCAACUGGUACAAGGCCUGGCACGCCUGGGCCGUGAUGAAUUUCGAGGCAGUGCUGCACUACAAACACCAGAACCAAGGGCGCGAUGACAAGAAGAAGCUGCGGCAUGCGAGCGGCGCCAGUGCCAAUAGUGAGGCCAGCAACAGCGACAGCGAGGCGGACAGCACCGACCACAGCCCCGUCCCCUCGCCGGGCCAGAAAAAGGUCAACGAGGACCUCUCAAAGACUCUGCUGCUGUACACGGUCCCCGCUGUCCAAGGCUUCUUCCGCUCCAUUUCCCUAUCCCGAGGAAAUAAUCUGCAGGACACACUUAGGGUUUUGACUCUGUGGUUUGACUACGGCCAUUGGCCUGAAGUGAACGAAGCAUUGGUGGAGGGCAUCAAAACCAUUCAAAUAGACACUUGGCUGCAGGUCAUCCCUCAGCUUAUAGCUCGAAUAGACACCCCUCGUGCCCUGGUGGGCCGCCUUAUCCACCAGCUGCUAACAGACAUCGGACGCUAUCAUCCCCAGGCUUUGAUCUACCCACUGACUGUGGCGUCCAAGUCCACCACCACCGCCCGCCAUAAUGCUGCUAACAAGAUCCUGAAGAAUAUGUGUGAACAUUGCAACACGCUGGUUCAGCAAGCCAUGAUGGUGAGUGAGGAGCUUAUCCGAGUGGCUAUCUUGUGGCAUGAAAUGUGGCACGAGGGGCUCGAGGAGGCUUCACGUCUUUACUUCGGUGAGCGCAACGUCAAGGGCAUGUUUGCCGUGUUGGAGCCUCUACAUGCCAUGAUGGAGAGGGGCCCACAGACACUAAAAGAGACCUCCUUUAACCAGGCUUAUGGCAGGGAUUUGAUGGAGGCUCAGGACUGGUGCAGGAAGUACAUGCGCUCUGGAAAUGUGAAAGACCUGACCCAGGCCUGGGACCUCUAUUACCAUGUCUUCAGACGCAUUUCCAAACAACUGCCUCAGCUGACCUCCCUGGAGCUCCAGUACGUGUCUCCAAAGCUGCUGAUGUGUCGGGAUCUGGAGCUUGCUGUUCCCGGAACCUAUGACCCCAACCAGCCCAUCAUCCGCAUCCAGUCCAUCGCCCCCUCCCUGCAGGUCAUCACCUCCAAGCAGCGCCCCCGCAAACUGACCAUCAUGGGAAGUAAUGGCCAUGAGUUCAUGUUCCUGUUGAAGGGCCACGAGGACCUGAGGCAGGAUGAGAGAGUCAUGCAGCUCUUUGGUUUGGUCAACACGCUGCUGGCCAACGACCCGGCAUCCUUACGCAAAAAUCUCAGCAUUCAGCGCUACGCAGUGAUCCCGUUGUCCACCAACUCGGGCCUGAUUGGCUGGGUGCCCCACUGUGACACCUUGCAUGCCCUCAUCAGAGACUACAGAGAGAAGAAAAAGAUUUUGCUCAACAUCGAACAUCGCAUCAUGCUCAGGAUGGCCCCGGACUACGACCACCUGACGCUGAUGGAGAAGGUGGAGGUUUUUGAGCACGCUGUCAAUAACACUGCUGGAGACGACCUGGCCAAGCUCUUGUGGCUCAAGAGCCCCAGCUCCGAGGUGUGGUUUGACAGGAGGACCAACUACACUCGCUCCCUGGCGGUGAUGUCCAUGGUGGGAUACAUCCUCGGCUUGGGUGACAGGCAUCCGUCCAACUUGAUGCUGGACCGGUUAAGUGGCAAGAUUCUCCACAUUGAUUUCGGGGACUGUUUUGAAGUGGCCAUGACCAGAGAAAAGUUCCCCGAAAAGAUCCCAUUCCGACUGACGAGGAUGCUGACCAAUGCUAUGGAGGUUACGGGGCUGGAUGGAAACUACAGGAUCACGUGCCACACAGUGAUGGAGGUGCUGAGGGAGCACAGGGACAGCGUGAUGGCCGUGCUGGAGGCCUUCGUCUAUGACCCCCUGCUCAACUGGAGGCUGAUGGACACAAACACCAAAGGCACCAAGCGCUCCAGAACCAGAACCGACUCAUACACCGCCGGACAGUCAGUGGAAGCGCUAGAGGGAAUAGACCUCGGAGAGACCACUCACAAGAAACCUGGAACCACAGUGCCUGAGUCCAUUCACUCCUUCAUCGGAGACGGCUUGGUACAGCCCGAGGCUCUCAACAAGAAAGCUAUUCAGAUUAUCAACAGAGUGCGGGACAAACUCACAGGUCGGGACUUCUCUCACGAGGAGACGCUGGACGUGCCAACACAAGUGGAGCUCCUCAUCAAGCAGGCCACGUCACACGAAAACCUGUGCCAGUGCUACAUCGGAUGGUGCCCAUUCUGGUGA
Menidia menidia (Atlantic silverside) is the source of this 3363-nucleotide messenger RNA. NCBI's taxonomy places the organism in Eukaryota, Metazoa, Chordata, Actinopteri, Atheriniformes, Atherinopsidae. The record is from the annotation of a GenBank genome assembly.